GGUCAGCGGAGCCGUCCGGACCCGCACGGGUCUUCCUGGCCAGUCCUCCACUCCCUACACCUGUCCGGCCCCAGGAAGCCGUCCUACUCCAGACCCGUCACCCAAGCGUGCAGACGCCAGGCAGCGGCGCCCAGGAGCUGUGGCUCCGCGGCCGCACGUGGGCCCUUCGCAGGAAGCUAGACAGGAAGCUGAGGGGCGGGCGGCGCGGCUCAGCGGCUGCGUGUCCUCCGAGUUGCCUCCCAUCCGUCUGCUGCCCUGGCUGCACGAAGAUGCAAGGCCAGCAGGAGCUGCGAAGAGAGUCUGUGUGUGAUGCAGGGGAACCAGGCGAGGUUUCCCUCCAUCAGGUAGCUGGGGGACAGAGGAAGGACAGUUUGGAACGCGUAAGGAUCUACUGCAACAGUCCUCUGCCAGGUGGGAAAGCCAGCAGCUUCGGAGGAGAAGGCCUCCCUACCUGCACCGCUGAGGGUCCUGAAGCAGGAGAGCUGAGUGGCGCCUGGGGGGAAUUUGAAAGCUUCCAGGAAUCUUCAGCCCCAUUUGAGCGGUUUCUGAAGUGCCCAGAACUGCUGCAGAGACCCGCAGAAUCUCAGCGAUGGAGUGAUCCCCCUGCCCCAAGGGAGCAUAGGUCCCAACAGCCACACUGGGGUGAACUCUGGGUGACAGGAACUGCUUGUGACCCAUCUUCAGAGGCUGUUGUCAGCUAUGAGAACAUUUUUAGGUUUGCUUUUCAAGAGGUCACAGUCAAACAGACCACUGAAGAUGUUUCCACCUUAGACCAUCUCUUAGAAGCAAACAAGGAAGAAAACCCUGGCCUCUCACCUGUACACAGACUGUGUUCUGAAUCAAGGAAGCUCUGGAGAAACCUUCAGAAUGCCAACGCCACGUCCAUAUCACAGUGCCUCUGGAGCAAGUCUCACUGCCAGGAAAACCUCUUCCUUGUUCUCGGCGUGGAUGUCGCUCAGAGCCCUUCUGGAAGCCAGGAUCACAUUCUGCAAGGUCCUGGCCUCAAAGAGCCUGAGGAACUGCUGGAGGUCAGCAGCUUCCGUCUACACCACUGCAAAGCCCUGAUCCAGACCAAGCUCUCAGGGAUGCCUGGCAGCAGACAGGGGAGCCUGAUUACCUACAGCCUCUUUCUGAAGACACCCCUCCAUGGAAACGGACAGUACAUCACCAUCCCACAGCAAAAGAAGAUUUUUGCUCCAUGGAACCUAAAAAUGGCAUUUAAUAAUGAUGUUUGCUAAAAACAGGAGCACUUUGUACUUUUCUGGAGCAUUUUUCCGUUUUCUUACUGAUCCACUUUGGUGCCAGAAACUGGGAACUACUUUGUGUCUCAGGAUCUGCCACACUGUCUGCAGCCCCUGGCCUGCCUCAGGUCCUGUCAGGAUGCAGGAGGAAAUGUCCUGUGGCAGACACAGCCCACAUGUAGAGGGCAGGGCACUGGUGUCCAGGUAGCCCAGUGGGUGUCACCAUGCCUGGUGGUGACCCCAGGCAGCUCAUUCAGAUCCAUGAGUUUGAAAGACAGGAGAAGACACCAAAUGUCAUCAGGGAGACAGUGGCUGAACAUGCUCAAGAACCCCUGGGGUGCUGUUCAUGGAAGCUCCCACACUGGCCCAGCAGGCCCUGAGAAGCUGUAGCUUUCCCUAGUCAUCUGCUGAGGCAGCUCCUUCCUUCCGAUGGAAGAGCCAAGUUCACUGACUUUUGUGAAGUUUUAUUAAAUAAAAAGGCCUGCAGAAGCCUGUGCUCUCAAUAAAUCAUUAGUUCUACAGAGACUGAUGCUGCAGUCUUGUCCCCAGCAGGCCUGAGGUCUGAGAAGCUAGCAAAGAGAAGCCACACUGGGGAAGUUGGAGGUUUUAGUUGAAACCCCAUUGUCUGCCCCGCCCAGACCAUACUGGCAACCAGCUUCUCCAGAAGAUGCCAGCUUCCCGGUUGAAUGACCCAGAUAAUGACACAGCUGGGACAGGCACAAUGAUGGUAGCUGUCCCUGUCACAAGGGGGAAGGGAGUAGUUGUCACGGUCAUCUGGCCCUUGGUCACCCACCCCCGGCAGCUGUACUGCCAGUCCUACGUGAAAUGUGGUUUGAGGAUUAUAACAAAGCAGUAACAGAUUUGUGUGUCCAUGCCAGAAGUUUAGAAAAGCUGAUUUUUCUUUUUCAAC
Fukomys damarensis (Damara mole-rat) is the source of this 2151-nucleotide messenger RNA. It is a transcript of the gene Clba1, whose product is annotated as clathrin binding box of aftiphilin containing 1. The coding region runs from base 270 to 1238 and encodes 322 amino acids. The record is from RefSeq and is a predicted model, not a curated record. The transcript has 5 exons. Gene Ontology annotation, biological process: intracellular transport. Gene Ontology annotation, molecular function: clathrin binding. Lineage: Eukaryota; Metazoa; Chordata; Mammalia; Rodentia; Bathyergidae. Gene Ontology annotation, cellular component: trans-Golgi network membrane; AP-1 adaptor complex.